AGUGGGCCACGAUAAGGAGGUUAAUCCGGUUCACCGGCAAAACUUUAAUCCGUUUUCAGAAAGUUACAUUGCAAAUCAACGAGAAUUCAAUCCAGACGCAGGAAUACCUUUACAGUAAACCCAUUUACUCUCCAGAGGCAAAAUGCCCGCCAAACGGUCACACGAGGAUUUAGAUGGCAUCCAUGAAUCAAGACAGCCACAGGUCCACCAAGACGAUCCCAAACCUGCAAAGAAACCCCGCCGAGAGGGACCACCAAAGAUCAGGAAGCAAGUGCACGCAUCCAGCGUGAAUGCUGUCAAGAAGCGGAUACGUGAUGUGACUCGUCUUCUUUCACGAUCCGAGGAUUUGCCAGCAGAUGUCCGUCUUGAAAACGAGCGAGCACUCGCUGCUUACCAGCAAGAGCUUAAUGCUGCCGACGAGGAGAAGGCAAGACAGCGAAUGGUAAAAAAGUACCACAUGGUACGGUUCUUUGAGAGACAAAAGGCAACGAGAACGCUCAAAAAAUGGAAGAAGCGCCUGCUAGAAGCGACGACCGGGGAAGAAGUCGAGGAUAUCACAGCUCAGAUGCAUAUUGCCGAAGUUGACCUAAACUACGCUCAUUCAUACCCGCUGAACGAACGAUACAUCAGCUUAUAUCCACCGAAAGGCGCUGAGGAGAGUGAAGACCAGCAAAAAGAUGCUGUAAAGCCACCGAUAUGGGCAGAGAUUGAAAGGCGGAUGGAGGAAGGCACACUGAAGGAACUACGGUACGGUGUGAGAGAGGGGCAUGUUGAGAAGCCAAAGACGGUCCGGCAGAAACCAGCAACAACAAAACCACGACUUGCGUCGGAGACUCAGAAUUUUAAGAAGAGGGCCGAACCAGGAGAACGUGUGGGACAGAUGGAACGUGUUCCGGAGCCGCAGGACUACACCUUGAACCGCAGGGAGAGGAGGAAGGCCAUGAUUAAGACUGGCGCUUUAAUAACGUCGAAGGCGGCCAAGAAGCCCGCAAUCCACGAACCAAUGGGCAAUGAAGUGGACAACGAUGAUCACGGCAGCGAUGGAGGAUUCUUUGAAUGAUUUGUAUAGAACAUAUAUGAUUCUGUGGAGUUUGGAUAACUUCCGGUAUACCCAAUACGGAUACACACUUUUUACAUGCCCUCAUGAACUGUUCACCCCUCUUGAAAUCAAUUGAAGCAUUCUGUAUCUACCAGAUAUACUCGUGCCGCCCAAAAGUCCGAGGACCGUGUGAGGCAGAGAAAGUUAACACUGGUAUUUAAGUUGACAGAAAUUACUAUGUUUGCUAUAUUUUUGAGUAACGCACUUGGAUACUACAACCCUGAGUGAUUCGGAGCAUUUAUUUUACUUACAGUUUCUGUAAUCACUACGGUAAUGCAUAGUCUCUCUUCAGACUUUUGGCGGCACUGCCUUCUAACUCAAUCCUCUCUAAGCCUAUCCUCUCU
Molecule: messenger RNA, 1443 nt
Organism: Pseudogymnoascus destructans
Lineage: Eukaryota; Fungi; Ascomycota; Leotiomycetes; Thelebolales; Thelebolaceae
Gene: EFG1
Product: 18S rRNA maturation protein
Exons: 2
Coding region: 143-1060 (305 amino acids)
Biological process (GO): maturation of SSU-rRNA from tricistronic rRNA transcript (SSU-rRNA, 5.8S rRNA, LSU-rRNA)
Cellular component (GO): nucleolus; preribosome, small subunit precursor
Source: RefSeq, a predicted model, not a curated record